CAAAAUUAUGCAAAAUAACUAUAUAUAUUCAUAGAAAGAGAUAGAUAUAAUAAAUGUCACUUUAAAGAAUCACUCUUCAAUUCUAUAUACAUUAACUACUCCAUUGUUUGGGCUCUAAUUGGAGUAGUAGUAGCAACAUAGAAAUAAGCUCAUUCAAUAGAAAUUAAUACAGAAGAAGAAAAUCAAAAACAAAAAUCAACAGAAGAAAUAUAUCUAUCUAGCUAAAAGAUAUUUGGUCUUUUUUUUCCCAAGCAAUAUUUGAUCAUGAAGCAGAAGGCAUCAUUGGCAAUACUAACAUGGAUGGUUUUUGCUAUUUUGUUCUUGAUGAGUGGCUUUGUCAAUGGGGAGAGGGUGUUAAAAGAUAUAAAGCCAGAAACUUUGGUUAAUCAUCAUGAAGAGAAACAUUCUGGGAUUUUAAUUAGAGUUAUUCAUUUUUUCUGGGAGGGUGGAAAAUCUUCUUACCAACAUGUUUGGCCUGAGAUGGAGUUUGGCUGGAAAAUCGUUGUGGGAUCGAUAGUUGGAUUCUUUGGCGCGGCUUUGGGAAGCGUUGGAGGCGUUGGAGGUGGCGGAAUUUUUGUUCCAAUGCUUACUUUGAUUGUUGGUUUUGAUCCCAAGUCUUCUACUGCCAUUUCAAAGUGCAUGAUUAUGGGAGCUGCAGGGUCAACAGUAUACUAUAAUAUGAGACUUAGACACCCAACAUUGGAGAUGCCUCUUAUAGAUUAUGAUCUAGCCUUGCUAUUUCAGCCAAUGCUCAUGCUUGGAAUUAGUAUUGGUGUGGCUUUUAAUGUCAUGUUUGCUGAUUGGAUGGUCACUGUUCUGCUCAUCAUUCUCUUCUUAGGUACAUCUGCAAAAGCCUUAUUGAAAGGUAUAGACACAUGGAAAAAAGAGACUGUGAUGAAAAAGGAUGCACAGAAACAGCAAGAAUCAGAAUCCAAACCAGGUGAUGAAUCUGGUUCAGACUACAAACCGCUACCGAGCGGUCCAACUGCGAAACACGAGGAGGAAGUGCCUAUGCUGCAAAACAUAUAUUGGAAAGACUUAUCACUUCUAGUGUAUGUUUGGGUGGCUUUCCUUAUUGUUCAGAUUGUUAAAACAUAUGCCAAAACUUGCUCCAUCAAAUUUUGGGUCUUAAACUCCUUGCAGGUGCCAAUUGCUGUAUCAGUUACACUUUUUGAGGCCAUCUGUUUAUACAGAGGGACUAGAGUGAUUGCAUCCAAAGGAAAAGAAAUCACAACUUGGAAAUUACAUCAAAUAUUUAUGUACUGCUCUUGUGGAAUUAUAGCUGGUAUGGUUGGUGGAUUGCUUGGCCUUGGUGGUGGUUUCAUAUUAGGACCUCUUUUCCUUGAACUGGGAAUCCCUCCUCAGGUGGCAAGUGCUACAUCAACAUUUGCUAUGGUAUUCUCAUCUUCCAUGUCAGUUGUACAGUAUUAUCUUCUCAAUCGUUUCCCAGUUCCAUAUGCUUCUUACUUUGUUCUUGUUGCUACAAUUGCUGCAUUUACUGGUCAGCAUGUAGUUCGAAAACUAAUCGCGAUUCUUGGUCGAACAUCAAUAAUCGUCUUCAUACUAGCUUUAACCAUAUUCAUCAGCGCAAUCAGUUUAGGUGGAGUUGGCAUAGCAAAUAUGAUUGAGAAAAUGGAGAACCAAGAAUACAUGGGAUUUGAAAAUUUCUGCCACCAAUCUUGAAUAUGCUCUGUAAUAUAAAGCAUUGAAAUUUCAAUUUCUUUUUUCUUCUUUUGAAUGGUUAUAUAUUUGAGCACUGGAAUUUUCUUAUCAUUCUCAUAAAAUGUUCUCCUUGUGAAACAAUGUCAUUUGUCAUUAUUCAACAAAUUAUUGUAACAAAACUCUUCUUUAAUAAUACAAUAAGAUGGUAAUGUUUCAUA
This is a messenger RNA of Cannabis sativa, 1880 nucleotides long. Its product is annotated as sulfite exporter TauE/SafE family protein 3. Gene Ontology annotation, biological process: protein ubiquitination. NCBI's taxonomy places the organism in Eukaryota, Viridiplantae, Streptophyta, Magnoliopsida, Rosales, Cannabaceae. The transcript is spliced from 11 exons. Gene Ontology annotation, cellular component: membrane; Cul4A-RING E3 ubiquitin ligase complex. The coding region runs from base 265 to 1683 and encodes 472 amino acids. The record is from RefSeq and is a predicted model, not a curated record.